This is a messenger RNA of Vicia villosa (hairy vetch), 1856 nucleotides long. RefSeq names its product F-box/kelch-repeat protein At3g06240-like. The transcript has a single exon. NCBI's taxonomy places the organism in Eukaryota, Viridiplantae, Streptophyta, Magnoliopsida, Fabales, Fabaceae. The record is from RefSeq and is a predicted model, not a curated record. Gene Ontology annotation, molecular function: protein binding. Bases 111 to 1190 code for a protein of 359 amino acids.
UUUCAUCAUUCAUUCAUCUGUAACCUAGAGCGGCGCUGCACAAAGCCGACCAUGCAGUGAGCAGUGAAGAAAUUUUGCGCACAGCACCCAAGCGUAAAAGAAGAUCGAUCAUGCUUCUGCCUCACAAAUUGAUUAUCCAAAUCUUACUGAGGUUGCCGGUAAAGUCUCUUAUACGUUUCAAGUCUGUUUGUAAGUUAUGGUUUUCUCUCAUCUCUCAUGAUCCCCAUUUUGCAAAUUCACAUUUUCAACUUAACUCUGCAACACACACUCGUAGAAUUCUAUUAAUGUCAACUUCAACUCAUCAAUCUCGAUCCAUAGAUUUUGAAACAUCGCUUGACGAUGACAAUGCUUCUUUUUCACUCAACCUUCCAGAGGGUUUUAGAGGUCUUGAAAUUACAGGGUCAUGUAGAGGUUUCUUACUUUUCUGCAGUUCCUUAAGCAUCUAUCUUUGGAAUCCAUACCUUUGGAAUCCAUCCACUGGAGUUCAUAAACACAUUCCUUUAUCUCCUUUUGGGUUCAAUUUAGAUGCUGAAUAUUUCUAUGGUUUUGGGUAUGACGAUUCAACCGAGGAUUAUUUGGUUGUUUCAAUGUCUCGCAUUGAUUCAGGCGAUCCUCCAUUACGCUUGGAGUACUUCUCAUUGAAAUCUAAUACAUGGAAAGAAGUUGAGGGUCCUCACUUCCCUUAUGUAUUCCAGGAGGAUGAGCCCAAAGGUGGUUUGCUCUAUAAGGGAGCUAUUCAUUGGGUGGCUUAUCGUUAUGAUUUACAAACUGAUGUUAUUGUUGUAUUUGAUUUAAUGGAAAGGAAACUUUCAUAUAUGCUUUUGCCGACUGAUUCUGACGGUAGUCGUUUGGAGUGUGGUUUGUGGGUUUAUGGAGAAUUUCUCAGUGUAUAUACUAAGUAUUACACAAAUGAUAUGGUUCAAAUAUGGGUGAUGAAAGAAUACAAAGUGAACUCCUCUUGGACUAUGGCUCUUGCUCUUCCCAGUGAUCCAUUUUUUCCAUUGUGUUGUACUAAAAGUGAUGAUAUUAUUGGGACAGAUGGUGAAGAUGGACUGGUGAAGUACGAUAAAAGUGGACAGUGUCUGGAGCAACAUUCUUAUCCUAAUUAUUAUCUUAGAUGCAAUUUGACUAUGUAUAUAGAUUCUCUGCUUUCACUCCCUGGUGGUUAUGGUGACAACCAGCAAGCUUAGGAAGAUGACACAAACAAGAAGAAUGCUUCACUAUUUUCUUGAUAUUUAUAUUGAACUAGAGCAUAGCUCCUACAGUAACAAUGCAGGUUUCCCCAAGUGGCUAUGUAUGUAGAGUCUUUGCAUCCAUGGUGAAUUGAGAUAGCUGAAGAUGACGGACGCAAACUAGAAGAAUGACGUUUUGAAUCAUAUGUGUUUGAAUGCAUUUGUACCACGAGCAAGUGUACUAUAUGAGCUACUCCCUCCGUCUCAUAAUAAGUGUCCCAUUUGAGUAAUGCGCGGUUUUUAAGAAAAUGAUUGGAUGUGUUGAUUUUAGUAAAAAAGUUAAUGUCAUUUACUAGAAUACCCCUAUUAAUAGUAGUUGAAUAACGUGAAAGUUAAUAAAUAGGGGUAUAAUAGUGGAAAAAUAAUAAUGAUUGAUGCAUUGGAAUUGUAAAUGGACAAUUAAUUUGAGACAAGGAAAAACUGCAAAUGGGACACUUAUUAUGAGACGGAGGGAGUAAUAUAAUAUGUCAUGAAAUGGUUAUUGGUUAAGUAUUUGUAACAUGCUUAUUGAUAACAUUGACAUCUAUGUUUGUGUGAUUCACUAUUAUUCAUGUAUGUAGGCUGUAGCUGGAUUUUAUCUAAUGUUUUUGUCCCUGUUUGAAAAUGAUUCUGAUUAGUUUAUCC